AUGUCGGCAAAUGUAUCUCGGCUUCUUGCUUUUGAGAAUGCCGCAUUAAUAUGCCGACAUAAGAAGCCAGGUAUCUUGACCCUGAUGGCAGGCAAUGGUGCUAUUCUGACUCUCGCUCGAAAUUGGGAGAGGGAACAUGGAAAAGUGGCUAGUGGAACUUCGGCUUUGGUUAACGUUUACGGGGAUUUACAGAACAGUUCUAUAAAUGGGAAUGUGACGAAUAUCUCAACUGCUAAACGCAAUAAACGUUCAUCAAAAGUCGAAAGAGACGAGGAGGAAUCUUCCUCUUCUACUAGAAUGAUGCUUAGGGAGAUAAAAAGAGUCUGUUACACCGAAGCAGAAACAGAUUCCGAUUCUUUUGAAGAGGAGCCUAAGAGGGCAAGUAGCCAUUCAGAAUCUCCACAACCUGUACCCAGAACACCACCACAAAGACCUCUGGAUUUGAGUUUGUUGAUGACGACGCCUAAUAAACGACCACGAAGAAAGGAAGUUCAACAAUACUCUGAAGAUAUUUGUGUAAUAUGUGCAUUUGAUAAACCGAUUUCAGAGUUGACUUUAGAAAUCGGCGAGGAUCUCGCUAAGGAAUUAUGCACUAUACGCGAUAUCAACCCUAAAGUGUGGACAUCCGAUCUAGAAAACUAUAUUGACACUGCCCUUAAGAAUGUCGGAAAAAAAUUUAAAGCCGCCGUAUUAGUUGAAGUUCCAGAUGAACUCUUCCGAUUAUAUUGUGAAAAAAAAUCCUGUGAGCCGAAAAAUAGGGGAACACAAAUUUAUUAUAAAUCAAAUUUCAUCGAUCAUGAAGCAACAUUUUUGGAUAUUGAACUCGACUGGAUAGAAAGUCACGCGCGAUCUGCGAAAUUAAUGAAAUCCGCCACCAACUCGGGAAUCGUUAAAGUAGAUUCCAAAGCAACGCGAUAUUAUGAUGGCUUGGAUAUAUGGCACAUGGAAGUGGCUGGGGGACCAUAUAAUACUACUGAUAUACACACGAUAGGUACCCGAAUAACACUCUAUUCUUUAAACAUGCUUCCUGACGGACGAUUCCUUUCAGCAGAACUUGCUACUGCUUUGAUUCCUUUUAGUUUUAAUGGUCGGCAUCAGUAUAAGGCUAUUUUUCGGAUGAUGGCGAUCUUUCAUGACGAGUUAUCAAAGCAGGAGGAGUUAAUCAAUGGAUCUGUACUUCGAUCAAAGGAGGUGACGGUCCGCCAUGUGUUGAAGAUACCCGAAGGAAUGUUUGAUGAAUGA
Molecule: messenger RNA, 1242 nt
Organism: Paraglomus brasilianum
Lineage: Eukaryota; Fungi; Glomeromycota; Glomeromycetes; Paraglomerales; Paraglomeraceae
Source: the annotation of a GenBank genome assembly